Molecule: messenger RNA, 1399 nt
Organism: Caenorhabditis auriculariae
Lineage: Eukaryota; Metazoa; Nematoda; Chromadorea; Rhabditida; Rhabditidae
Source: the annotation of a GenBank genome assembly
AUGCUCGUUUCUGAUAAAGAAAACGUUUGAUUCGAAUUUAUAAAAAAAGCGAUGAGUAAUUGGUUGUAGACGUAGACUUGUCAUGAUGAAAAAAUGUUUUGUUUUUUCUAAUAAAACUUGAGGUCAAAAACUCGAUUUUCAGAGAACGCGGUACGACAACGUGGCCAAGGCUCUCGGAGCUUGGGGAAGUACAAUCGAGGCCGAAAACUCGUCGCAAAUCAAGGAAAUUAUGCACGAGGCCUUGGAGAAAAGUCGCGAGAAACAGUCGGCUCUCAUCAAUGUUCUCAUUGGCAAAACGGAUUUCCGUGAAGGAUCCAUUUCUGUUUGAAUUACUCAAUUAUAUUGCAUUUCUAUCUUUUUUGUUGACUUUUAGGGAAACAGGUUCGCUAGUAUUAUCUGCUUCUUCGAAACAAGGGACCCUAUUUUGGAUUCGGUGACCCUUUUUCUCAAAAAUUACGUAUUUCUCAUUUUUCAACUCGCUCAGCUCUGUUUGUGCCUCAAUCGUUUUGCCAAAUGCAACGAAUGAAUUUUUUUUUGUUGUUAUUUGCAUUCCUGUUUCAAUAUUUUUCACUUAUCUAAUCAUCUAACUUCCUAGUUGAAACUGUGUUACACGUUAGUCUUGCCGAUUUGUUUUUAUGUUUUUUUAAUGAAUUUUUUUCUAUUUUUUUAUUUUUUUAUUAGAUUGCAUUUUGAGUUCGAAUUUCACCGUUUGAAAAAUUUUUUUCAAAGUAGGAAAAGUAUCAAAAAUUGAGAAAAAAAAAUCCCGAAAAAAAUCUACAAGUGAGAAAAAAAUUUUUUUCUUAUUUCGUAGUUUCAUUCAUAUUUUUUUGUCUUUUGAAUUUUUCAAAUUUCUAUUUCACUCGGAUACAUAUAGCGUGAGAGUUUCAGAUAUUCUUUUUCAAAAAAAAAAUUGGAUUUCGUUCUCGAAAAAUGAUAAAAAUUAAAGACCAAAAAAAGGUGGGAAAAUGUUUUUUUAUAAGCUUUAUCAGGAAAAAAAAAAUGAGAUCUCGACGAAAUCGAAAAAAGGCGUCUUUUGUUGAAGAGCUGUUUAGUACCCUCUAGUGAACACUCUACAUGAUACAAUUUCAGUGCUCAAAAAUCUUUCCGAACGCGUCAUUCAGAAGGUUUCAAGCCUUUUCGGAUCUCGUGAUAACGAAUCACCAGGAGAAGGAAUCGGGAGACCAUCAACAAGUGGUGGAGGACCUUACGUGGGUCUCUCGAAAGGCCUCGGGGACUUUGCCCAAGUUGAUACGCACUGCGGCCGCGGGUACGACACGCAUUCCCGAAAGGAACGCGAUUUGUUUCGCCGAUUUUCAGGAAAACGCGAAAUGUUCCCACCCGCGCGGCAGGCGUCAGAGUCGCCCCUGGCAGCGAGGAGCGCGGAUUGCGAGAGGCCUGA